Thlaspi arvense is the source of this 3018-nucleotide messenger RNA. NCBI's taxonomy places the organism in Eukaryota, Viridiplantae, Streptophyta, Magnoliopsida, Brassicales, Brassicaceae. The record is from the annotation of a GenBank genome assembly.
AAAAAAAGAGGAAAUCCACUCUCUCUCGUUCUUUCCUUUUUUUUGACAACAAUGUAAAUCUAGUUUUGCAGAGAUGAUUGGUAAUUUAUGUAUAUAAGGAGCAGGUUUAGAUUCAAAAUAUAUCCGAUACUAAAUAGGAUAUAUAUCAUUAUCUACUUAAAGCAACAAAUAAUCCAACCCUCACCAUAAUCACAUUACAAUCUCAUUAUCUAUCUUUUCUUCUUGUGUCUUCUAAAUUUUGUUCUUGCAAAAAACAUGUCUCGUCUGUUCGUCUUCAUAGCUUUGCUUCUGAGUUCUUGUAUUGGAUCGUCGACAGCAAUUGAUCCAACUUGUGGCAACAAAGUCGUGAGCACAGUCUUCGUCGACCAGAACGGUUCAGGAAACUUCCGUACGGUUCAAGCUGCCAUUGAUUCAGUUGGUGAACUGAACUCUCAGUGGAUCAAAAUCAAAGUAAAAAAAGGUGUCUAUGUAGAGAAGGUGAGGAUACCGAUGACGAAACCGUGCAUGAUAGUAGAAGGAGAGGGACAAGGAGUUACGACCAUCACGUACGAUGCUCACGAGGCCACUGACGUCAGCUCUACUUUCACUUCAUAUCCAUCCCACAUUGUCGUCCGAUCCUUAACAAUCAUGAAUACGUAUAAUCGUUUAACUUUUCGAAAUAAACCGAGUUGGCAAAUAAAGCCAGCGGUAGCGUUAGCGGUUUACGGCGAUAAAUCAGCGUUCUACAACUGCGAUUUCUUGUCAUUACAAGACACAGUGUGGGAUGUUCAAGGCAAACAUCACUUCAAGGACUGUUACAUCGAAGGUGCAAUCGAUUUCAUUUUUGGCAGUGGCCAAUCUAUCUACGAGGAUUGUCGUAUAAACGUGACGGCGGGAACAUUAGCAUCAGAAGUAACGAAUGGGUACAUAACGGCUCAAGCAAGGUGGAGUCUUUGGGAUCCAAGUGGGUUCGUGUUCCUACGUGGCAGUGUCUCAGGGACCACCAAUGUCUUUCUUGGACGAGCCUAUGGUCCAUUUAGCCGAGUCAUUUUCAUCCAAACCGAUCUCUCUUCGAACGUUGACCCUAAGGGUUGGUACCCUUGGCACUACGCUGGCUACGAGCAAUCGCCGUCUUUCGAUUUUCUGUUUCAUUUCCCGGUGGAGAGAACCCGUUAUUUAUCGCCGGCGGCUUUUUCUAGAGUUCGCCUUCGCUCCCCUCCUUGCAGAUGGCUAAGUCUCAGCUCAUCAGCCUCAUGCUUUCGCAGGUUAUACAGCUUUAGUUCAAGGUGCUCGAUUACAAACACGGAUGUAUGUCACGAUUUCGUCACUACUGAUGAUGACAUCCACGAGGACUUGCCGGUUUCAAUGGAGGAUCAUUCGAUUCCAAUUGUUCAUAUAGAUACAAACAUCGCUGUAACUGAAUCUCUGAGCUUACUCACCGAGUGUACUUACGUAGAUACCGUUUUGACAGCAUUGCCCGUCUUGUCUGAGGAGGAGCAGACCGCACUUGCAGCCACUCCCGCUCACCCUGAAGGAUUAUAUGUCUUAUACGCGAGCUGUUUGGUCGGGAAUUUGGUUGAGCAACUUUGGAAUUUCGCUUGGCCGUCCGCCAUUGCAAUGCUACAUCCGAGCUUACUACCUGUGGCAGUCAUGGGCUUCGUCACUAAAUUGGCAAUAAUUGUUGGGGGUCCUGUUGUUGGAAAGUUUAUGGAUCAUAGUCCCAGAGUUCCUACAUAUAUCUCGUUGAAUGUUGUUCAGGCAGCGGCUCAAGUGCUAUCUGCAGGAAUGAUAAUUCAUGCAUACACGGUUCCUUCCACGUUGGGGUCAUCAAUUCUUCUGGAGCCUUGGUUUUUUGCAUUGAUAUUCGCAGGGGCCAUUGACAGACUCUGUGGAAUAGCGUCUGGAGUCGCCAUAGAACGUGACUGGGUUGUAUUGUUGGCGGGCAUGAACAGACCAAUCGCUCUUGCACAAGCAAAUGCUGUCCUCAACAGGAUUGAUCUGCUUUGCGAGAUCGCUGGGACGACGUUAUUUGGCAUUCUCCUAUCCAAAUAUGAUCCCGUGACCUGCUUAAAGUUCGCUGCCACUCUAAUGAUUGGUUCUUUGCCAACCAUGACAGCUUUGAUAUGGUUGACCAACAAGCUCUCCUCUGGAGUUCUCGACCGUCCUAAGUGCUCCCAGAGUGCUAGCGAAGGACCUCGUUCUGAUACCGAAAGUAUUUUUGAUAUUGGCGUGGAAGCUAUCAAGCUCGGAUGGAAAGAAUAUAUUCAGCAGCCAGUUCUUCCCGCUAGCCUCGCAUAUGUCCUUCUCUACUUCAACAUCGUGCUCACCCCAGGCAGCUUGAUGACUGCAUUUCUAACACAACGAUGUGUGAAUCCGUCAGUUAUAGGGGGUUUCAGUGGAUUAUGCGCUGUUAUGGGAGUCGCUGCAACUUUCUUAUCAGCAAACUUGGUUAGACGAUUUGGCAUUCUAAAGGCGGGUGCAGUAGGAUUGUUUUUCCAGGCUUCACUACUUGGUGUUGCUGUUGCUGUGUAUUGGAGCUCCUCUCUCUCCAAGCAAAGCCCACUCUUCUUCUUCUUGUCCAUGAUUGUAUUAUCGAGGCUUGGUCACAUGUCUUACGGCGUUGUGGGAGCUCAGAUUCUUCAAACCGGAAUCCCAUCGUCGAAAGCUAACCUCAUCGGUGCGACCGAGAUAUCAGUGGCGAGUCUAGCUGAAUCGCUGAUGCUCGGAGUAGCCAUAGCCGCCAAUGACGCUUCCCAUUUCGGGUUUCUCGCGGUUCUGUCUCUUCUAUCAGUUGUUGCGGCCACUUUUAUAUUCUGCAGAUUGCUGAGAAAUCCCACUGAUGAACAAAGACGGCUCUUCUCCUUCGACCCUCUCUCGAAUUGAUUUAUAUAGUGUGUAUGCAUUGAAAUGUCUUGUAUAGUAGUUUCACUUUCGGUGUAUAAAUUCUUUUAUUUCAAGUAAAGAAGAACAUGAGUUUAAAUCUCAGUGGUGUAUGAAAACUCAAAAAUUGACUUCCAAUAUAACCUCUGAAUCAAGAAC